Molecule: messenger RNA, 727 nt
Organism: Microplitis demolitor
Lineage: Eukaryota; Metazoa; Arthropoda; Insecta; Hymenoptera; Braconidae
Product: venom allergen 3 homolog
Exons: 3
Coding region: 36-659 (207 amino acids)
Source: RefSeq, a predicted model, not a curated record
GUUGUUUGUCUAAAUUAAAAAAUUAAAAAAAAAAAAUGUUGAAAUUUUUUUUACUUAUUCUAAUAAUUAAAUCCACGUUUGCAACAACUUAUGAUUGCUACCCUCGAUCAUGUAACGGAACCAAGCACACACUUUGCAAGUAUACUCUGUUUGAAUUUGGACCAAAAUGCAAUGAAGUAAAAUUCAAUUAUUUGACUCCACAUUAUCAAAAAGAAAUAAUUUAUGUUCACAAUGUACUACGGGCUUUAACAGCAAUAAAUGAUAAAGAACCGGAAAAAAAUUUGACUAUUCGUGUUGCGCAAUACAAAUGGAAUAAUGAGUUAGCUGAAAUCGCUCAAAGAUGGGCCAAUCAGUGUGAUCCUGGCAAUGAUGAAUGUCGGGAUGUUGAUAAUUUCAAAGUUGGUCAAAAAUUUGAAAACAUAAAAGCCAUGAAUAUCAAAACAUUUGAAAUCUAUGAUUUAAUAAAAAAUUGGUUUUAUGUUGACAUAAAUAAUUAUCUCGGAGAUAAAUUUUAUGGCCAAGCAACACCCAUGUCAGUUAAUAAUCAUACAAUUAUUUGGGACAAUGUUAUGCUUAUAGGCUGCGGAAUCAUUCGAUUUUACGAUAUUGAUGAUUGGUACAACACUUAUUUGGUGUGCAAUUAUCGUCCAGAUGAAUAAUUCAUCGCAUUUUAAAAAAUAAAAAAUUGCCUUUAAUAAAUUCCUGGACACAUUUUAUUAUAAUUUCA